This is a messenger RNA of Cottoperca gobio, 2246 nucleotides long. RefSeq names its product progesterone receptor membrane component 2 (gene pgrmc2). Lineage: Eukaryota; Metazoa; Chordata; Actinopteri; Perciformes; Bovichtidae. Gene Ontology annotation, cellular component: endoplasmic reticulum; endomembrane system; membrane. The transcript has 3 exons. Bases 81 to 677 code for a protein of 198 amino acids. The record is from RefSeq and is a predicted model, not a curated record.
UCAACUAGUGGUUCCGCUAUUUUCCGAUAGGUCGUGAACGCAGCAUCUGGCCAGGGGCGGGUAGGCGCUAACCGUGCAGUAUGGCGGACGAUGGAGACAGUUCGAGCGGACCAGUUGACACAAGCGGCGGGCAGGGGGCAGCGGAUGAGUCGGACGGGCUCGGCCUUGGCGCAAUGUUGCUGAAUCUCAGUAUUUUGGUUCUGGUGGUGGCGAUCUGUCUCGCGGCUUACCGGCGGUGGGGCAGGCGGCUCGUCGCUGACGCGGCCCAGGGCGACGAGGCCUCGGCGCUUCCCAAGAUGAGGAGACGGGACUUCAGUCUGGAGCAUUUGCGGGAGUACGACGGACUCCAGAACCCCCGCAUCCUGAUGGCUGUUAACAUGAAAAUUUUCGAUGUGACCAGCGGCAAAAAGUUUUACGGAAAAGAUGGUCCUUACGGCAUUUUCGCGGGCCGGGAUGCUUCGAGGGGCCUGGCCACCUUCUGCCUGGAGAAAGACGCCCUGUGGGACGAGUACGACGACUUGUCAGACCUCAACGCUGUACAGAUGGAGAGCGUGCGGGAGUGGGAGAUGCAGUUCAUGGAAAAAUAUGAUUACGUCGGGAGGUUGCUGAAGCCCGGAGACGAGCCGUCGGAGUACACGGACGAGGAGGACAUCAAGGACCACCUGAAGCACGACUGAGCGGGUCCAUCGCACCGACCAAAGCCAGGAGCCCCAAACAGCUGCGACAGACCGCCCUCCUCCUCCUGCCCCAUCCAUCUACCUGCCACUCCUUUCUCCUGCCCCCACUCCCCAAAAACUCUUCACCUCCUGAAUCUGUCCGGUGCCGUGGCUGUUCUGGAGGGCAGGACUCAAGUCUCACCGCCCAGACCUCCCUCCCUCUUCAUCCUGCGAAGAUGACCACCAACAGAAAGCGGUUGAAAACCUUCAAUGAGGGCUUUUUUUUAAAUAACAGAAAACAUGUCAGGGGGAGGGGGGCGGGGGGAGACGAGAGAGGGGUUGUGCCUGUAGAUGUAUUUCAAACAAAAACCACAAAAUAUUUUAGUCAUUUCUCCGAGGGGGGGCGGGACGUGUGGUCAUCGUGGUCGGCGCCGAGCGCUGGGUGUUUGGUCAGAGGGAGAGAAUGGUCGAAGAUGAUCGGGACGGGGAAACGGAUUUCUCUCUUUUUAUCUUUGGUUUAGUCACAACUGAAACUGCUUCAGCUUUGGACAGCUUAUCAAUCAGUCGUUCUUUUGUUUGUUCAAAUGAUUUCCCCCCUCCUCGUUGAGGGGGCGGCGCCGCGGCCUAAGAACCGGCGCUGUGGAAAUUGGCGGGGCGUCGCAUUUUCCUGUUGUGUUUGUAGUGUAUGCACUACUAGUUUUCUUUGUUUGUCACCAUGUGAUUGUAUUUGUUGAGUAGCAUAUAGGGAGGGAGGGAAGUUCUUUUUCUUCUGGAUGGGGCGGGGGGGGGGGGGGGGGGGUUAAAGGUCUUUGCCAUAUGAAACCUGUUUUGAAUCACAUCAGACGGACUGAAUCACCGAUCGGGAAUACAAAGGGAAGGUGGUAAGGCGGUCCUAAUCAAUGGACUCAGUUGUUUACAUGCCUCACACGCCGGCUGCAAGUCUGUAGAUUCCCCUGAAAAUGGUCCAAGUAUUAAUUGUGCCUUAUUUUGUUUGUUGUCAGUCCUGACCGUUGUAACAGAGGAGGCGAUGGAGGUGUCCCCCCAGACUUUAAAGAAGGCAUACGUUCUGUCAGUCGUCCACGCACAGACUGUAAUAUUUCCCCACUUCACAAACUCUGUAAAUAGACCGUAUGAAUUACUCAGUGUUACUGCCAUAUUUAUGUAGUGAAGAACUCCAGAUAUGUAUAAUGCUCUGUCGUAUUGGCCAAAACCCCCAUGGUUUCUUUUCUUUCUUUUUCUUUUGGUUCUGAACUUCUUUUUAAACAAGGGUAAAUCUCUCCCCCCCCAAUCCCCCCCCCCCCCCCCCAACCCCCACCCCACCCCGAAAAAAUAAAAUAAAAAAAAGGAGUGUUGCAAAGUGCUGCAGGGCGGGACCGGGAGCUGUUCUUGCGAAAUUUUGUUCGGAGACGUUGCUUAUCCUGUAAAUAUAUCUAUCAUUUUAUUAAAGCAUGUGCAACAACAAAGUGAGCUAUGCCGAAUUCCCACCACGUCAUGUAUUUAAAUGUUGGGUGUGUGUGUGUGCGUGUCUGCGUGACAGAGGCAGGAAGGGAUUUGUUCAUGCAUAAUAAAUCGAUUUGGUUAAUAAUUGAA